Messenger RNA from Coregonus sp. 'balchen', 1343 nucleotides. The record is from the annotation of a GenBank genome assembly. Lineage: Eukaryota; Metazoa; Chordata; Actinopteri; Salmoniformes; Salmonidae.
ACUUGUUCUCCCCACUGUAUAUCUUCGACACGCUGGUUUCAUGGCACUUAAAAUACCAAAAUGUAUUUUAGCAGGCUUGUAACAACUGUGUGGGACACUCGCUAGAUCGCUAAUUAGUAGCUUGAAUCAAACUGCGUGUAGCCUAGGCAAGAAACUGUGACGGUGAAAAACAACUCGUAACUGCAGCCUAAAGUUAUAUUGACCAUGACACGUAACCAGCUGCAAGGCCUGUCAUUAGGACAAUACAAAUACAUGUUAACUGAAAACAGGUGAGUUCGUUGCAUUAUUUAUCUGCAUGCAACUUGCACUGUCUGGCAUGUAUCUUAGAUUCUAAUGUGUUUGUCUUUCAACCCCUUUUAUAAGGAAACGCCAGCAAAGUGGCGCGGAAGAGGAGAAUGGCCAGCUGGUGCCUAAGGCCAAAAGGUCGAGCAGAGGAGCUAACCCCCUCUCCCCUGAGCUGGGCCGGGACGCCUGGGACUCGGAGGUACAUACGAGCACCAAUGACAAGAGACAUUACAUUUUCAAUAUCAUGUGAACCACCCUCUCUGUCCCCACCUAGUGUCAGCCUACUCUUAGGCAUAAGUUCCCUUCCUGUACUUUCACUAACAGUGCCAUUGGGCCUACUGCUGUUACACUUGAGACGUGUUGCUAAAAUGGAAACGAUAGUCAGUCAGCUCUGUCUCUGCUAAUGCUUGAAUGCCACCAUCUCCUCAUCCAGUUGUCCAACAGUGAGAGCAGUGGGAUCAGCAGUCCGGACCAUGCGGUGGGGAGCAGCAGCAGUAGCCAGUGUGCCGUGGACAGCCUCAGUGGGGCCCAACCCUACGCCCCUGGCCCAUGCAGUCCCCUCAGCUCAGCUCUCUCCUCAGAGCUAGCUGACCCCACUAACCUGGUCUCGUACCACCAAAUCAACCGCAUCCUGCGAGAGGCUCACUUUGAGAGUCUGCAGUGCCGAGGCCACCCCAGAGACACAUGAUGAUUCCCCCCAUUCCAGCCAUGCUUCUCUGGGGCAGGAGAGGACCGACCACAACCUGGGCAUGCCCAGAGCAUUACAUGGUGGAUCACUCACUCAGCAGUACUAUCCCUCUACAUCUCCAGUUUCCAUAACAUCGCAGCAGCUCUAUGCUAUCUGCAUAUCGUUGGAUGGAGACUAGCUAGUCCCAGCCUGCUGUAGUAUUGAAACUUGGCUAACCAUUUAGAAUGUAAAAAGAAACCUGUUCAUAUUGUUGGCAAUAAUAACUGUUUGAUCCCAUUGGGAAUAUCCUGACCUGUGACUCUCUUUGUUGUUCUGGACCAGUCUGGGUUACGUGCUGCAUAGUACCAGUCUGGGUUACGUGCUGCAUAGU